AUUUGAUUGUGUAAGAAUAACUUCUCGUUUGGUAAACGAUACUUCACGAGACGUAAUCUUUCAACGUAAAAAAUAUCAGGUUAUCACCAGUCGGUAAACAAAGAAAAUAAAUCUUAGCAAGUGUUGAUGAAUCAAAAAAGUGAAAAACCGUCACUAUCAGGCCAACGUCUGAAGACUAGGAAAAGGGAUGAAAAGGAGAAGUACGAUCCAUCUGCUUUUCGUGAUGCGAUUAUUCAGGGUUUGAAUGAGACAGAGGCAGAUCUAGAUCAGGUUGCAAAAUUUUUAGAUGUGUCCAAAUUGGACUACAGACGCUAUGCAGAUGUCCUGUUUGAUGUAUUGUUUGCAGGCGGACAACUAGCCCCUGGGGGCUCCAUUCUGGAGGACCCUGACCAGUCCAAGGUGUGCCGUACAGACAUCUGUGUGUUCGGAUGCGAGGCAGACAGGAACAAACUCAAGGGAUACUUUGAGGUUUUCAACAAGUUGUUGCGAAGGUACAAAUACCUAGAGAAGGCGUUUGAAGAUUCUGUUAAAAAGUUGCUGGUGUUUCUGAAGGGUUUCUCGGACGAGGACCAGCAGAAAUUGGCCAUCAUCCUGGGGAUCAUCUUUGCCAAUGGCUUCUGUAAGGCCAAUGUCCUGUCUGCCCUCUUUGAGGACCACCUGGUCAAGGAGGGCAUCUCACUGCGAUUUGCGACAUCCAUGUUCCGUUCGUGGCUCGAGGAGAAGGACAUAGGCUCCGUCAUCAAGGCGCUCAAGGUUGCAGAAAUCGAGUCCAGGCUUCUGGAGUUGUUUCCCGUGACCAAGAGGAGCCAAGAUGCCUUUGUGACCCACUUCACAAACGAGGGGCUGGAAGCUAUAGCCUCUUUCCAGAACAAGCAACAGUCUGUUGAAGUGAAGAAAGACAUGCAGAAAAGUCUUGAAGAAAUGAUGGAGAAUGAAGAUGAGCCUAAACAGAUUGUGAGUUACCUGACAGAAUACAUGAAGAAACACGGCCUGUCUGACAGUGACCUUGUCAUUCAUGUGUGGACAACUCUGAUGGCACAGGUGGAGUGGAACAAAAAAGAGGAGCUGGUAGCAGAGCAGGCCAUAAAGCAUCUGAAGAAGUACGCACUGGUGUUGGCCACGGUGGCACGCUCACUGGACGCGGAGAUGAAACUGCUUGUGAAGAUACAGGAGUACUGCUACGACAACAUGGCCUUCAUGAAGGUCUUCCAGAAGAUCAUUGUCCUCCUCUAUAAAACGGAUGUAGUGAGCGAGGACAGUGUGCUCAAGUGGUACAACGGGGGCCACUCUGUCAAGGGCAAGUCAGUGUUCCUGGAGCAGAUGAAACCCUUCAUAGAAUGGCUGCAGAGUGCAGAGGAAGAAUCGGAGGAUGAUUAGAUUUUCUAACACUGGAAAGUUACUGCACCAGCCUACUGGAUUGGUUCCCCUUGGAAAGUUACUGCACCUGACUACUGGAUUGGUUCCUUUAAGUUGACCAUCUUGUCCGUACCAUCAACUGAAUGCUCAAAUCCGUUUACAGCAACAAACCAUCAAAUUUGAAACCAUCAUUAAUCAGCAUUUAGACUAGAUUAUACGUUAAAACUUGAAGAGGAUCUUCAAAAUAAUUAUGUACAUUUUACUAUUUACUUAUGCUAUUUGCUUUCAACUGUGGAACUUCUUUCAUCAUUUUUGUGUUUUAUUAAUUUUAUGGAUGCUAUAUUAUAAUGUUUUAACAUUUUAGAUGAAAAUGGCAUAGAACAAUAACUAAUGGUGUCUAACACUAAUUUAAAAUCAAGAAAAGUAACAUUACUUCAUCGUUAUAUCCAUGUUAUCAAAUAUUUUUGUCAGUAAAAGCUCAUUUGUUAAACAUUAUUUUAAUGUGUAAAUACCUUUCUCGUGUUUGUUUUUUUCUUUCCUAGAAAGAGGAUCUAACAAUUAAUUCUGAAAUACUGUUGAUUAACAUAAUUUUCAUGCUCAUUUUGUAUUUUUCUGUUUGGUGCAAGUGUAGAAUUAUGCCCCCUUCAAAGAAGUGGAGGGAUGACUCAUUGGGAUUUUUCAAGAUCAAAUUCCAAUUUCUUAGGUAUGACUGCUUUAAGUCGAAGGGCAUACAUGUUUUACAAACAUCUCUUGUUUAAACCAUGUUUAUAAAUUCAACCUGUUAGUAUAUUCAGAUUACCAAAUAUUUCCCAUUACAAAUGCAAUUUGUAUGACUAUAUUUAAAAUAUUGAAUGUAUAACCUUGAUUGAUUUUAUAGAUUAACCCUUUUGUUUAUUAUUUUAUAUGCAAAUUUCAUAUUUCUUGUUUUCAUUCAGGCAGUAGUAUUUUUAGAAUACAGAAAGGGGAAUGAAACCAUAUUUUUUUGCAAUUUCAUAAACAUUGAUUUCAUUAACAAUCAGGGAAAUAAGAUUGCCUAGUUUGAGAUGGAAUGUUUAUUGGAGAUGAUUCGAGCAGACUUUUGUAAUAUGCAUUUUUCAUUGACUUUUCUCAAUUACAUCUAGUAGAUAUUUUGUACAUUUUAACAUAUUGUAACUGAAAUAUAUUGAAUAAAUGUUCUUUGUACAA
Molecule: messenger RNA, 2541 nt
Organism: Dreissena polymorpha
Lineage: Eukaryota; Metazoa; Mollusca; Bivalvia; Myida; Dreissenidae
Product: eIF5-mimic protein 2-like
Exons: 14
Coding region: 127-1377 (416 amino acids)
Cellular component (GO): membrane; cytoplasm
Molecular function (GO): protein binding
Source: RefSeq, a predicted model, not a curated record